AUGCUCAAGCCACAGCCAACAGCCACCCGUGAGCUCGUCUCAUUAGAUGGCAUAUGGAAUUUUGCACUUGGGUCUCACGACGACAAGAUAGAUAUUGCUUGCACGCAACCUCUCAGUCCUGAGCUACAAGUCCCCGUGCCAGCUAGUUAUAACGACAUCUUCGUCGACCCUAAGAUCCGCGACCAUGUGGGAUGGGUGUACUACCAGCGCGCUGUACGAGUACCCCGAGGCUGGCAUGGGGAAAAGUACUUUAUCCGCGUCGAUGCAGCCACCCAUCACGGCCGCGUAUUCGUCAACUCAAAUUUCGUCACGGAGCAUAGCGGUGGCUAUACCCCCUUUGAGGCGGAUAUAACUCAUCUUGUGGCUGCAGGAGAAGAGUUUUGUUUGACUAUUGCAGUUAGCAAUGUACUCACAAUGGAUACGAUUCCGCCGGGGAGAGUUGAGACGUUGGCGAAUGGAAAACGGAAACAGCAGUAUCAGCAUGAUUUUUAUAAUUAUGCUGGUCUUGCACGAUCGGUCUGGCUUUAUUGUGUCCCUCAAGUUUAUAUUCGGGAUGUAACGGUUGUCACUGAUCUUGCUGAUACAUCUGGGACUACUGGUAUAGUGGAAUAUCAAGUCAUUACUAGUGAAACACUACCUCACGCGCGAAUUCGUGUAUCCUUAUUUGAUGAGGAAGGUCAUAUCGUCGCCCAGAGCAGCGGGCCGCAAAACCGGUUGCAAGUAGAGUCCGCUCACCUAUGGCAACCCGGCGCAGCCUACCUAUAUCAGCUUCAAAUAGAGCUCUUGCACGACGAUAGUUGCGACAAGGUACUCGACAUCUACACCAUACCCACCGGAAUCCGCUCCAUCAAAGUCUCCGGGAUGCAGUUCCUUCUCAACGGCACACCAUUUUACUUCACCGGAUUCGGCAAACACGAAGACAGCGCAAUCCGCGGCAAAGGGUACGAUCCAGCAUACAUGGUCCAUGAUUUCCAGCUCAUGAAAUGGCUCGGAGCCAACUCCUUCCGCACAUCGCAUUACCCCUACGCUGAAGAAGUGCUAGAAUAUGCUGACAGGCAUGGAAUUGUGGUGAUUGAUGAAACGGCUGCUGUGGGUUUGAAUCUUGCUAUUGUUGCCGGUAUCCAUGGCACCAAGGCGCCUCCAACGUUUUCGCCAGAGACGAUCAAUGAUAAAACCCAGGAUGCUCAUAAACAGGCGCUAAAGGAGCUUAUAGCCCGCGACAAGAACCAUCCCUGUGUGGUUCUCUGGAUGAUCGCAAACGAGCCUGCAUCCGGCGAAGAAGGAGCUAUAAAAUACUUUGAGCCCUUGGUCAAACUGACCCGAGAACUUGAUCCCAGCCGUCCCAUUUGCUUUGCUAAUAUGGCCUUCAAUCCGGUAAACAGAGAUCUAAUAUCUGACAUGUUCGAUGUUCUCUGUCUCAACCGCUACUUUGGCUGGUACAAGCACACCGGCGACCUAGACAUGGCCGAAGAAGCUCUACACGACGAACUUUCCGGCUGGCAACGCAAAUUCGACAAACCGAUAAUCAUCACGGAAUAUGGCGCGGACAGUCUAGCGGGCUUGCACGCAGUUAUGGACGUCCCCUGGAGCGAAGAAUAUCAAUCUCGUAUGCUGGAGAUGUGCCAUCGCGUUCAUGAUCGUGUAGAGGCGGUGAUUGGAGAACACGUAUGGAAUUUUGCAGAUUUCCAGACGACGUCACAGAUCUUUAGGGUUGAUGGGAAUAAGAAAGGUGUUUUUACAAGGGAUCGGAAACCCAAGGCUGCUGCUCGUGUGUUACGAGAGCGCUGGAACAAGGCAUACUGA
Molecule: messenger RNA, 1803 nt
Organism: Talaromyces amestolkiae
Lineage: Eukaryota; Fungi; Ascomycota; Eurotiomycetes; Eurotiales; Trichocomaceae
Exons: 1
Coding region: 1-1803 (600 amino acids)
Biological process (GO): glucuronoside catabolic process; carbohydrate metabolic process
Molecular function (GO): beta-glucuronidase activity; carbohydrate binding
Source: RefSeq, a predicted model, not a curated record